GGGUCUCUCAUAUUGGGCGGGAAAAAAGAAAAUAGAAAAUAGUGGAAUUGAAGAAGAAAUACAUUUGCCAUGCGAAAGCGGAAAGUAAACAUGUUAACUUGGCCAGAUGUAAACAAAGGGACCCAGUCAUCAGGUAUAUGUGAAGACUGAAGAACGAAGAGUCAGUGAAGAAAAGAGCGACACCCACAGAAGUCCCAAAAUAGAACCCAGACAGGCGCCGCCUCUUACAUAUCGUCAACCUCUGUGUCUCAGAAAUGGCAUCGUCUUCCUUAUUCCGCGCCUCUCUUUCCUCUCUCAACCCAAAUCCCAAGCCGCCUUACCUCUACACUGCAACCAAACACCGCCCUUCCUCCUUUAUAACCUGCACCUCCUCCACAUUCGAUUCCUCCUCUUCCACCACUAACACCAACUCUCCCCCAGUGGCGGCGGCGGCUCCCAAGGUCCGCCGCGCCGCCGAUGAAAACAUCAGGGACGAGGCUCGCCGCCAUCGUCCCGACGCCGCCAACAAUUUCAACGCCAAGUACGUUCCCUUCAACGCGGGCGUCGACUCGGCCGAGUCGUACCCGCUCGAUGAAAUUGUGUACCGCAGCCGUUCCGGUGGCCUCUUGGACGUGCAGCACGACAUGGACGCCUUGGGUAAGUUCGACGGAGCGUACUGGAGGAGCCUAUUCGAUUCGCGCGUUGGGAGGACCACUUGGCCAUACGGUUCUGGCGUAUGGAGCAAGAAAGAGUGGGUGCUGCCGGAGAUUGAUGACGAUGAUAUCGUCAGCGCGUUUGAAGGGAACUCGAACCUCUUCUGGGCCGAGCGUUUUGGCAAACAGUUUCUGGGCAUGAACGAUCUGUGGGUGAAACACUGCGGGAUCAGUCACACCGGCAGUUUCAAGGACUUGGGCAUGACCGUUUUGGUCAGCCAAGUCAACCGACUCCGGAAAUUGAAACGACCCGUCGUCGGAGUCGGCUGCGCUUCGACCGGUGACACGUCAGCAGCGCUCUCUGCCUAUUGCGCCGCGGCGGGAAUUCCCUCGAUCGUUUUCCUUCCCGCGAACAAGAUAUCGAUGGCCCAACUGGUCCAGCCCAUUGCCAAUGGCGCAUUUGUAUUGAGCAUCGAUACCGAUUUCGACGGUUGCAUGAAGCUAAUCAGAGAAAUCACCUCCGAAUUGCCAAUCUAUUUGGCUAAUUCUUUGAAUAGCCUUAGGCUCGAAGGCCAAAAAACGGCUGCGAUAGAGAUUUUGCAGCAAUUUGAUUGGGAAGUCCCCGAUUGGGUUAUCGUUCCUGGCGGUAAUCUUGGAAACAUAUAUGCAUUUUACAAAGGCUUCAAAAUGUGCCAAGAUUUGGGCCUUGUUGAUAGGAUUCCACGGCUAGUUUGCGCUCAGGCCGCCAACGCCAACCCUCUUUAUUUGUACUACAAGUCUGGGUAUAAAGAAUUCAAUCCCGUGAGGGCCAAUUCUACAUUUGCUUCCGCUAUACAGAUUGGAGACCCUGUUUCAAUCGACAGAGCGGUGUUUGCUCUGAAGAAUUCUGAUGGGAUCGUCGAGGAAGCCUCCGAGGAGGAACUCAUGGAUGCUAUGGCGCAAGCUGAUUCUACAGGCAUGUUCAUUUGCCCGCAUACGGGGGUUGCCUUAACGGCUCUGAUUAAGCUCAGGAAAAGUGGGGUUAUCGGUGCCCGUGAUCGGACAGUGGUGGUUAGCACGGCCCAUGGUCUGAAGUUUACGCAGUCUAAGAUUGAUUAUCACUCUAAGACAAUCCGGGACAUGGCUUGCCGAUUGGCUAAUCCACCGGUGCAAGUGAAGGCGGAUUUCGGGUCCGUCAUUGAUGUUCUCAAGGACUUUCUACGCCAGUAAACUCUGUAUGUUUGUUUAGCAGGAACUAUUUUUCUUUUUCUUUUUUAAAUGCUUUGUUUUAUGUUUUUGUAAUUGCACUUCUUGUAGUAAAUGGCCUAUAUUUUGAAGUAUAUCCUUUUUAGUUUUUAUAUAGGGAUGUUGCGAGUAUGUAUCACUGUAAGACUGAUCUUGUAUAAAUACUUUUCGUCCUUUUUGAAGA
Messenger RNA from Ziziphus jujuba (common jujube), 2040 nucleotides. Its product is annotated as threonine synthase 1, chloroplastic. Bases 255 to 1841 code for a protein of 528 amino acids. NCBI's taxonomy places the organism in Eukaryota, Viridiplantae, Streptophyta, Magnoliopsida, Rosales, Rhamnaceae. Gene Ontology annotation, biological process: L-cysteine biosynthetic process. The transcript has a single exon. Gene Ontology annotation, molecular function: pyridoxal phosphate binding; threonine synthase activity. Gene Ontology annotation, cellular component: cytoplasm. The record is from RefSeq and is a predicted model, not a curated record.